Molecule: messenger RNA, 7096 nt
Organism: Venturia canescens
Lineage: Eukaryota; Metazoa; Arthropoda; Insecta; Hymenoptera; Ichneumonidae
Gene: spg
Product: dedicator of cytokinesis spg
Exons: 18
Coding region: 265-6036 (1923 amino acids)
Biological process (GO): small GTPase-mediated signal transduction
Cellular component (GO): cytoplasm; plasma membrane
Molecular function (GO): guanyl-nucleotide exchange factor activity; small GTPase binding
Source: RefSeq, a predicted model, not a curated record
CACGGGGCCCCAGUGAGACUCGAGCCCAGUGUGGGAUAGUACGAAGCAAAGUGGGAUUCUCGGUUCUCGGUGCAGUAGCCUGAGCAGAACAGCAAACGAGCGAGCAGCAGCAGUAGCGGCACCGCACGUCGGCACACACCCAAUGUUUGUGUUUUUCCGAAAUUAAAGCCUGGACGCUUUUUCGUCAAUAAGUAUCGCGACGAAGAACUCAGGCAUGUAGGCUGAUAUUUUGACAUCGGUCUCGCGAGGUUCGGUGCGAACGUCAUGUGGACGACGACGAAAACGACCAAGUACUGCGUCGCGGUGUACAAUUGGAGAGGAGACACGCGCUAUGGAUUGCCACUCGAGAUCGGCGAGACUGUACAGAUCUUGGAAGAAUGCGCAGGCUGGUACAGAGGCUUCACCACGAAGAAUCGUGCGGUCAAAGGGAUAUUUCCCAGCUCGUACGUACAUCUGAAGCCCUGUAAGAUCGACAACGAAGGCCUCUUCGAGUCGGUCAUACCCCUGGAAGAUCCGGUCGUCCGGGAAGUCACCCUCGUGCUGCGAGAAUGGGGCUGCAUCUGGAAGAGGCUCUACGUGGAGCGGGAAAUAUACAAAUUCAACACUCUGCGGAAAGUUAUGAGGGAGCUUCUCGAAUGGCGGAGACAGCUCUUGGCCGGUACUCUGACCACGGAUCAAACCCGGGAGCUCAAAAUGCGAAUCAUCAACAAGGUCGACUGGGGCAAUCGAAAACUCGGUCUGGACCUGGUUCCUCGGCAGGGUGCUCACAUGGUCGAUCCCGAUACGAUGUCCGUCGUCGAGCUUUAUCACGUGCACGUUCAAAGCGCGGAAAAUUCGCAAGGGGCCUCGGCGCGGGGCACGCUCAGACGAAAAGAGCACAAAAAAGUGUUGACCCAUCACCUGUACUUUUGCAUGCGUGACUUUGGUCACUCGAUCGGCGAGGAUGCCGAGAUAUACUUUUCACUGUGGGACGCGCGACGCGGACAGUACCUGAGCGAGAGAUUUCUCGUGAAAAUAUCGAAGGAGGGCUUCUCGAAUUACGUAGAAAAGUUGCACAGCAAUUGUACGAUCUUUACGGAUCUCGGGAACGCCGACUUGAGCCGUGAUCUUCAUAUAAUCGCGCACGUUAUGCGGUGCGGUAGAAUGCAGUAUUCCGACUCGGGGCGCAACAAAGCCGGAAGCGUGGUUUACAGGCGACCCCACGGCGUCGGGGUACUCCCGUUGGCCGACGCUGCCCAGGAGCACGCCGAGGAGCUCGAAAUGACUUUCAAGGUCUUCCAAGGCGAAGAGAAGGAAUUCCAUCAACUCCACGAGCAAAUAAUACGCAACAACAAGUGUUCGCCGCUGCCGGGACAACCGAACUACGGAAUCGUCGUGUCGUUGCGGGUUUUGCACGGAGAAUUGUGCCAAGUCCGUGAGGAAAAUCCACUUUUAUUCAAAAACAUAUGUCUGACGAGAAAAUUGGGCUUUUCGGACGUCAUCAUGCCGGGGGACGUGCGAAACGAUUUGUUUUUGAGGCUCGAGCGAGGGGAGUUUGAGCGCGGUGGCAAGUCGACCGGGAAAAAUAUCGAGGUGACGAUGAUCGUGCUCGAUGCGGAGGGACACCCGCUCGAAGGAUGUUUGUUCGGCGGUGCCGGAGCGGAAGGCAGUUCCGAAUAUCAAAGUUUGGUUAUUUAUCAUCACAACAGUCCCUCGUGGGCAGAAACUGUCAGACUGGCUGUUCCGAUCGACAAGUUUUACGGCAGCCACAUUCGCUUCGAGUUUCGUCAUUGUUCCACAAGGGAAAAGAACGACAAGAAGCUAUUCGACUUUGCGUUCGUUCGUCUCAUGGAACCGGACGGUGGGGCAACGAUUCAGGACGGUAUGCACGAGCUAUACAUAUACAAGUGCGAAGAACGAGCGAAAUUGGACUCUCUGAGUUAUCUAUCACUGCCGAGCAACGCCCGCGAACCUUUUUCUCCGGGUGUAUCAGCCUUUACGAGGUCACCGAAGGAAGCCGUUUUCAUAACGACUUUAUUGUGCAGCACGAAAUUGACGCAAAACGUAGAUCUCCUCAGUCUGCUGCAGUGGAAGGCACAUCCGGAGAGAAUAGCCGAAGCUCUUGGACGAGUUCUCCGACUGGACGGUGAAGAAUUGGUAAAGUUUCUUCAGGACAUACUCGACGCGUUGUUCUCAAUGUUCCAUACCGAGGAUGGCAAUUCAACGACCCAUUCGGGCCUGGUGUUCCAAGUUCUCGUGUCGAUAUUCAGCCUUCUCGAGGACCCUAAGUUCGAGCACUUCAAGCCCGUUAUGGACGCUUACAUAUCGGGCCACUUUGCGGCAGCGCUUGUAUACAAAGGACUUUUGAGCAGCGUGCAACAUUGCGCGGAUUGGGUAACCGCCGCUGAGAGACAAGAGCCCAUUAUGAAGUGCUUUCGCUCCCUCGAGUACAUAUUCAAAUUCAUAAUACAGAGUAGAUUGUUGUUCGCGCGGGCGACCGCCGGUCAAUUCGAGGAUAGCUUCAAGCGGGAUCUCUAUUGCGUAUUCGCUGCGCUCAACAAAAUGCUUCAGAUACCGUACGAGGUCGUGUUGCUCUCCCAGGUCGCUCUGCUGCUUUCCAUUUCGGCUGUGUUCGAGCAGCUCGCCGCCGUUCUUCCGGCUAUCGAGGUUGCCAAACUCACGUGCACGAUGCUGGACUCGGUGCCGCGAGAGCCACCUCCUCAACUGAUGCAGGCGAAGCUCGUUGCCAUUAAAAAUUUGGCCAGUUCGAGUCUGUUCUGCGACGACGAAAGCCGAAAUUUGCUCCUCGUUACGAUAUGCCGACACCUGAGAAUUCACCUCGCGAGACGAGAGGAAUUGCGUUCUUGCACAGAGAUACUCGGCGAGAUACUGAGCUUUUUGCACGCCAGAGGACGCGACACGAACAAGGUCAACAAUUGCAUACAUCACGACGUCGAAACUCUCUGCCUCUCGAUAUUCGACGUGCUCGUACAAACGAUCCUGAUUAUCGUCAACGCGAGCGGACCCGUACUCGGCUGUCUCGUUGCCUGUCUCAUCGGUCUCCUCCAGCUUCUCGACGAGGAUCACUACGAGAGACUCUGGGAAGAAUAUACCCAGCAGCAUGGCGGAGGAGACAAGAAACCCCUCAAGGACAUGAUUCUACGGGUUUUCCUCGUCCUCGGGGAUCUCGUACGUCAGGAAGUAUUCCCGCCCGAUUGGCUCGUCAUACGAAUGCAAGCGAACAACAUCAUUCUGAAAUCGCUCCAGGAGCUCGUUCAGCCCCUGGCUUUUCGCUUUCUACACGGUAGCUCGUUCGAUUCGCAGCUCUGGUCGACUUACUUCAAUCUCGCGGUCGCCUAUUUGACCCAACCGUCUCUACAGCUUGAACAAUUUUCCGAGGUCAAACGGGAAAAGAUUGUCGAAAAGUACGGUGACAUGCGAGUGCUAAUGGGCUUUCAAAUACUCUCAAUGUGGUCCAAUUUGGGCGAACGCAAACUCGAGUUUAUCCCCGGCAUGGUGGGUCCCUUUCUCGAAGUUACCCUCGUACCCGAGAGUGAACUUCGCAAGGCCACUCUUCACAUUUUCUUCGACAUGAUGGAGUGCGAGCAACGGGCUCGGGGAAGUUUCAAAUCGGUCGAAUCGGAAUUGAUCGACAAACUCGAUAUUCUCAUUAGCGAGAACAAAGGGGACGACGAGUAUCGUCAACUCUUCAACACCAUGGAGCAUCUCAGCGCCGUGUUGCUGGCUAGAGUACAGUCGGAAGAUCCAGCGUGGAAGGACAGUGGCACGGCCUUUAUAACUUCGGUCACUAGAUUACUCGAGAGAUUACUCGAUUACAGAAGCGUUAUUCAGGGCGACGAGAAUCGUGACAAACGGAUGUCGUGCACGGUCAAUUUACUGAAUUUUUACAAAAACGAGUUCAAUCGGAAAGAAAUGUACUUGCGAUACAUUUACAAACUGCACGAUCUUCAUUUGGCCGCUGAAAAUUAUACCGAGGCAGGAUUCACGAUGAAACUUUACGCCGAUCAGUUGAGCUGGGAAGCUACGUUGUUACCAUCGGAUCACGCUCACCCUCAGCAACCCGAGUGGCAGCGGAAAGAGCUCCUCUAUCAUCAGAUCAUUCACUAUUUCGAUCGUGGCAAGUGCUGGGAAAAGGGUAUACCACUGUGCAAAGAAUUAGCUGUUUUGUACGAGACGCGGCUCUACGAUUACGCCAAACUCAGUCUAAUACUGAAAACGCAAGCCAAAUUUUUGGACAAUAUUCUAACACAGCUGAGGCCCGAACCCGAAUAUUUCCGGGUUGGAUUCUACGGUCUGAGUUUUCCGCUCUUCGUCAGGAACAAACUGUUCAUCUAUCGCGGAUUGGAGUACGAACGAGUAGGAGCAUUCACGCAAAGGCUACAAACGGAAUUUCCGAGCGCGCAGAUACUCAUGAAGAGCGCACCUCCCGACGAGAGUAUUAUUUCAUCGGAAGGCCAAUAUAUUCAAAUAUGCAACGUCAAGCCGAUUCCGGAAGAGAACAGCCUUGGAUGCACUUCGGCCGAAGUACCCGACCGCGUCGUUGCAUUUUAUCUCGUAAACGAUGUACGAAAGUUUUUGUUCGAUCGACCACUGCACCGAGGCCCGGUUGACCGUGAAAAUGAGUUCAAAUCGUUGUGGAUCGAGAGGACGACAUUGACAACCGAGGCAAAGUUGCCCGGGAUUCUCCGUUGGUUCGAGGUUAUCGAGAGACGCUCCGAACUUUUGGCACCGGUACAGUACGCUUGCGAGACGAUGCAGAGCGUUGAAAGAGAGCUGAGAAGAUUAGUCGCCCAAUAUACCGCGGAACCCCAUAGAAACAUCAAUCCCUUCAGCAUGAGGCUCCAGGGUAUAAUCGAUGCGAACGUGAUGGGUGGAAUAACAAAGUAUCAGGAGGCUUUUCUCACCCCAGAGUUUUCGAGGCUCAAUCCCGAAAUGGUACCGCACGUAAAUAAAUUGAAAAAUCUUAUUCUCGAUCAAAUGAGCGUUUUGGAGUCGGGACUCGUUCUUCAUGGACAAAUUGCGCCCUCGGGUGUCCAACCGUUGCACAAGAGGCUCAUUGAGAGAUUCACACAGUUGAAGCAGAGCCUAGGACCAUUGGCCAGGCAACGCAUCAUUCACCAAGACAGUAUUAUCAACUCGCCUCUACCUCCAUUGCCAAGUAAUGAUAAACAACGUCCGGCAACUCUCGAGACACCUGGUUCGAGAAUCUCAAACGCCGAUAGCGAUGGACUACCAGAGGAUGAAGGAUUUUAUACACGAGUGGAGGGUGCUCCUCCGCCAAUUCCACAGCGCGAAGUCAGACCGAGGUCGGUCGGAUAUGGAACAACGCCGCCUCGACCGACGCAUCACAGAACACUUAGCAAACCCUUAAGUCCGAAACUACCUCUCAGGCAUUCUUUGCCAACGCCUACAGAAGCGGCCGUGUCAGCAGCAGCAACAGCAGCAUCAACCGAUCAUCAAACAAAUAUUACAAACUCGUGGGGCGAAUCGGAGCAAGCACCACCUUUACCCCCUAGAGCACCAGAAAAGCGGGAAAUCAAUUCCGGGCCGCCGGCACCUCCGAAACGUCCGACGCACAAACGCAAUACAGAAUGGAGCGCCGGUGAGGACGAGCAAGAUGCACCAGCCACGCAACCACCACCCCCGCCAGCCAACGAAACUAAUUAUCUACGGGACAGUGGAAUUUCGACGACGAGUCUUCUUGAUUUUCAAUCUCAUUUGACCAACCUUAAUAAUCUUAGUUACGAGGAGUUUGAACCACGCUCGAGAAGCAACGAUAUCAUGAACAUUUCACCUCCAUCCACGACUACCGCUCUCAAUGUUUCAGCAGCCGCGCUCCAAAAUUCUCAUACGAUUCUCGAUCAAGAGACAAGUCCACCACCGAUUCCGCCAAAGGCACACCAGGAAGCUCCGUCAGCGCCUUCGACUUUGGAGAGAGUCAGUAAUCGCAUUCAUGGCUCGGCUCACACCGAAAAUUACUCCGUACCGAAAUUACAGACCCUCUCAGUCGCAUCGGACACCGAGAGUACGGUCUAGCCAUUAAAUCCCUUCCCUUAUCCAUGUGCGUGUCUAUACGUAUUCGUAUACACGUGUGUGUUAUAUCCUAGUCCCCUAGCAGUUAGCUGUCAUCAGGCGAGAGAACCCUUUCGGCCUUGUCAUCCAAUUUUCACCUCGUUGAGGUAGCCAAGUUUGAUCAGUGUUUUAUCUAAAAAAAAUCUCCCUCGCAAUUUUUUUUUCUUUAAAUCGUAUCUUUAAAGAAAAUGUUUACCUUCCACUCAAUUAUCCGCUUCUAUUCGCAAUCCUGAAAAAAAUCACGUAUUUCCUUUUGACGUUUCAUACAAUUGGCUUGGAGCCCUCUCUAGCUACCUUGACGAAGGUGCUGCUGCGAUAGUGAGGAGAGAAAAGUUCAAUGGUCCUCCUCAGAUCUCUCGUGAGUGUAAUCUAGUAACUUGUCCUCGUAGUUGUAAAUGAAACGUAUUCGGAAAAGCCAAUUCCUGCAACGACUAAUGAUCGCGGCAAAGAUAAAAAAAGAAUAUAAUAGUAAUAACUGCUCGUUUUUCACAUUCUCGAGCUGACGAGUAUCAAUUUGCAAAUUUCUGCAUCACACCGAGAUACGAAGUUGCAUGUAUCAUUUCUACGUAAAAGUACUUUCUGUCGCAUACCGGAGUUGGAAAAAAAGAGAGACGAGUAAACUGUUUUUGGUUGGUCUCCGAACGAUACGAAUCGCUCGUAAAGCAUCAUCGGCAUGAUUCGUCAUUAAUUCGAUUACGUUUAUCGUGAGCAUCGCUAUUCGUAACAACAGCGCCACAAAUAAGGCUGCUCCGACUUUUACGUUGAUGACUUUGCUACGUCAAGUAUUAUUGUAACUAUAUAUUUUGUAAUUUAUUUAUACCUUAUCAAUGGAGAGAAAACAAUAUUAUACAUUAAAAAAAAGCAUUUUUCCAAAGGCGCAAAGCACAAAUGGGAGAUUGAAGGCAGUGAGGAAUUAAAUAAUGAAAUGAGGUGUAAUCCGUAGUUUCGAGAUUUAGGAUAUAUAUAUAUAAAUUAUGUAUUUUGUCAUGUUUCUUCGUAUAAAUAUAUACAAAAGUUUUUUUUA